AUGCCACCUAGAAAGAAGAACACGGCAAAGAAGUCCUGUGGCGGUUCUGCCAAGAAACUUUUGGCACCUGUCAGCUCUCCUCUGGUGCCCGCUGCAUCACACACUGAAUCGUCCAUGUCAUCCUUGGAGCCGGAAGACACUAGGACAACUGAAGAUCACAGUAUAGAGCCCACACCAUAUUUUGGCUUCUAUCAUAACAUUUUGCCAGAGCAAGGAGGAACACCUGUACUCCCAGGCUUCCUGCAGCUCAAGGGCAAGUACGAGCUGGCAUCUAGCUCCAUCUUGGCAGCCACACCCCUUGCCAUCGUCCAUUUUAUCCUUGGUGGCAAGGACAGAAUCCCAACACCCGUUCCACUCCUCUCCCAUUACCUCGACAAGUUCUACCCCAGCGGCGGGUUUCUGUACAUCGAGAUCUUGUUCGACGUUGCUUCAUAUCAGCAGAUCGACAACUACACCUGCAACCAGGUCCGAACAGUUUCUGAGCUCACCAGUCACCUUGAUUCCACCGGUUGCGUCUUUGCGUUUCUCUCCAACCAUUCGGAAGAAGACAGUGGGUGGCUCUUUGCAGGGAAGGAGGGUCAAGGUGAGGGAGAGUAUGUUGCGAUGAAAGUUCAGCAUGUUCUCUCUACAGUGUUAAAGCCCUAUGCUAGGAUCCUCAAGUCCUCCCACAUCGUCUUCCUGGUCUGCGGCUCUGUGGUGGCGCACGAGACACCCUACACUCAGCUCAAGGAGGCCAUUCUUCAAUUCGACUUCCAACUCAGCAUCCGCAGUGUGUUUCCCACUCUCCUUAGUUGCUGCAAACUGGAACUGACUACAUUUGCGCGCGCUCACACUGAGACUUCACCUUGGGGCCUGGAUAUUCCUGCACAGUGCCCCCAAUGCGGCUCUACCAAGAGCUGGGCCGAGAGGGUCGCUGUGACGGUUGCUGAUAAGAGUCACGACGAGGACGCCCCAGACUGUGUCUCUUUGCCUCCCUACAAGUUGUCCGUCACCAAGCCUCCUGGGUCAAUUGUCAACAGCGCAAAGACCAAGAACUGCGCUUGGUUCCAGUCACCUUCUACUCAUUUUGUACUUCAGUCUUCAGCUGUGUCUACCCAAGGCAAGCACAUGAAUGAGGGGGUGCCUACUGGGACUGCCAAGAAGGCGCGCAGGUACUACCUCCAGUUCUUAACAGAUGCUGAUGAUCGGCGUGAUGAGCAACAGAUAUUGGGAGAUGACUCAGAGCUGGAGGAAGAACUUGGCAUGUCCCCUGAGGACAGAGAGUUGGUGGCUCAUCCUAAGGAUGCAGGGUUCUACAAGAAGGAGCUUAAUGCUUGGGACGUCGCACAGAAACUCUUUAAGCAGGAGAUGGACGACUACGAUAAGGAGCAGCAACAGAAGAAAGGCAUACAACAUUCUAUUAAGUAUAGGACUGGACAUGCGAGGGAAUGGUUCAACAGCAUGAGCUCUGCACAUCGGAAGGAGGUUGAGGAGGCGAGGGACAAGUGGAAUAGGGAUGGCACCCCAGCAGAAUCACAGGCAAUGUAUCAAAUAAAAAACCUCAAAAAAGUUUUUGAUGAUUUUACAGAACAGAUGCGUCGUACUAUGGGUUACCAACUCAUGAUGUUGGCCAGUCACAAGAAAAAUGCCGAUCAGACUUUAAGUGUCAAGAUUCAUGAGUCUCAGCCUGUCAAUCAGAAGAAAUCAUUUAGCCAGAGUUCUCGAGGAAGCAAAGAAUGGACGUCUGAAGGUUUUGAAAAAUAUGCCAAGUGGUCAAAGGCUGAAUUCUACCCCACCAAUGAUGAUGAUGACUCCUCCAAUGAAGAAAUGAAUGAUGGAAAGGAUGCAAUGCCCGAAGUCAUCCUGGAUAACCAUGAAGUCUUCACUGGUAGCAUGAAGCCAGUACCUUGGCUCUCAAUCGCCGACUCCAUCUGCAAUGGUUUUUCCGUGCAAGACCCAUCUCAUUUGAGAGUGAAGGAAAUCAACAAACUUUGGGGCCAUUGGGAAGCACGGAAGGCUUCGAAGCAGAGACUCAUUAUUUUUGUCGGAGCUGCAAGUGCCCACAUGAACAAGUCCCUGCUCAAAAAUGCUGUUUAUGUAGGCGAGAAGAAAUCAAAAAAGAAGUACGUAGAAGUCGACGAUGAAGAAGGAGCCUCAGCUGCCCCUACACCUGUGAAACAUACAAGACGGCUGGCCGAGGACAGCUCCGAGGACAGCUCUGAUGAUAAUCUAGCUCCAUCAGCAGGCCUCAUCGCUCGACCCAACAGAGAGUAUCUGCUUUUCAUUUCGAGUAUUGGUGGCUUGAAAAAGGAACAAAGCUCUGAGGCAACCGAAUGGCCUGCAUGGGCGACAUGGUCUUGGGAGGGAUCGCACCUUCCAAACAGUGUACACUCAGAGGUUAUCUCGUCUGCGAAGAUAUCUGGCUUGGCGUCAGCCAUGAAGUAUGAGGCGGACGAUGCUACUCCCAACACCCCCUCUUACCUUGGCACCUCUAUUUUGGGUAUCAAGACCCUCGACCUCGUUAUAGAGGCAAUAAACACAGCCAGAGGUGGGGUCACCCGCAUGGUCAAGGCGAAGGAGGGACAACAUGCUGCCAUUACUGAGGCUGGUGGAGAAGAACAUGAUACCGAUACUGCCGCUCAGACUAUUUCGACCAGGGAAGAGGAAGUGGAUGACGAGAAAAAAAGGAAGGAAGAUGAGAUGAGAAGGAAGGUUGAAGAGGAACUUCGCGAGACAGAGGAACAGAAGAAGAAAAUGGCAAUGCUGCAGGAGGACAUGAGAAAGCUGGAGGAGGAGAACCAGAAGCUGUUGAAACUGGUGGAAGUGGUGAACGAAAAGGACAGUGAGGGUAAGGAGCCAGAGAAGGCUGAGGAGGAGGAGGAGGAGGUAGUGCAGAAACGGAAGAAAAGAGGAAAGUCUGGGGGAUCUGGAAGACCAUCCAAAAAGGCUACCACUGACAAUAUUCGUUGA
This is a messenger RNA of Suillus fuscotomentosus, 2949 nucleotides long. RefSeq lists its product as uncharacterized. Bases 1 to 2949 code for a protein of 982 amino acids. Lineage: Eukaryota; Fungi; Basidiomycota; Agaricomycetes; Boletales; Suillaceae. The transcript is spliced from 17 exons. The record is from RefSeq and is a predicted model, not a curated record.